GUGCUGAUCUAGUUUCACUUUCAUUUUGACGGAUUAUAAAGCAGACAGGAAACCCUCAGCUCAGCAGAGACAAAGGGAGGGCACAUCUGGACACAUCUCGGUGAGAAAAGGGCCUGACAUUUUCAGUGGCCAAAAGCGGGGGGAUUUCAGCCGUGGCUGUUAACAGAAAGACCCCAAACAGCUUCGUGUAACUCAGACAGAGUUCAGCUUUGAUCAAAUCCUGAAAGCAAGAACAUGGGUAAUUCUGAGAGCAGUACCACGCAAUCCAGUGAUGGUUUCAAAGAGGGUCCAGAUCUUAAAGUCAACAAGAACAUUGUUAUGUUCAGCAGUCUGACUUCUACAGAUAGUCUGAAACAACACUAUGAAAAGCGGCGAAUGGAGGCCGGAGACUGCGCUGCAGGCUGGAUUAAGAGCCUGGCUGAAAAAGUCGGUGCCUUUUCGUCAGCUCCUGAACUGGCAGGGCUUGGAGCGCUGGCUGUCGCUGUCCUCAUCGACAUCCUUUCAUCCAAUCCAAACAGCAUCAAAGAUGUUCUGCAGUCGGUGUUUGCUGAGGAGAAGGCCUCUAAAGUCUGGGAUCUGAUCGACGAGUUUCUGAAAAGAUACAGGAUGUACAUCAAUGACAGAGAAACCCUGAAGAAGGAAAUCAAGCGCAUUGAAGAACAGCUGAGCAAGGCUCUUACUAGGCUGAAGAACUCCAUGGUGAGGGGAGGACAUGUGACCAAUCAAGACGUGAAGAUCUGGGUGAACGGGGCAGCCUUCCACAUCCAGAUGCUGAUUCACCUGGAGAGGCUUGGAGGGACUCAAAACUAUGACCCCAUAAAGAGUCUCAUCAAGGAGUACAAGGAAGACUUGGACACAGUGUUUGAAAAGCAUGAAGAAAUGAUUAAAGGAAAGUGCCACUUUGUUAGCUAUGCAGACACUAAUGGUGCCUCGAUUAGUUAUGAUGUAUGUCUGGUUACAGAGGACUCUAAGUCCUAUUGGGUUGGGGAUAGAGGCUCUGAAGAAGACCUUGAGGACUAUUACAAUAAGAGGUUUGGCAAGCAGAAGUGUGAGAUUGAGAAACAUUUCAGUGAGGUAGAAAAAAACGUGCCAGAGCUGAUUCGUCAAAGAGGCUCUCUAGAAGUCAGGAGAUAGAGGGGCAGACAAACCUAGAAAGAAACAGAUAUAUUCUAUAGUGUCAACUAAACUUUAACUUUAGGACAAGUCAGUCACCAUGUUUGGGAUGUGAUGUUACCAGAAAGGAAUUGUGUUAUCUGCAUGUGCUUAUCAGUAUUUAGCAACUGUUUAUCAUUAGUAUAACACCUGAAAUAUUGUGAGAAUUGCAUGCAAUGUGUGAAAGAUAAGAAAUACUGAAAAGUGGAAAUUAGAAGUAUUAGACUGUGUGUAAUGUUUAAAAUGUAACAAAAUAAAGCUGUAAUUGGCAUGACCUUGGUGGUUGAUGCUUUACUGCAAACAUUACCACCCCAGCAACAUUUCAUAAAUAAAACAAGAAGAUCAGAGGCCUAAUCCAGCAUUUAAUACGCUAUAGACUACUUGUAGAAGUAGUUAUACAAACUGGCUCACUUUAGUUAUGUUAACUUUAGCUAAAAAUACAAAGCUACGAUAUCUAUCUAAUCGAUGUUACCACACAAGCACAUGUAGCUAAGUUAGCUUUAGCAACAUGAGCUUUAGAAAUCAUAGCUAUAGCUAAUGUAGAUAGCAUAGAUGCGUAGCUGUUUUGUGAGCUUUGCUUUGGCUAUGUUAGCUACAUAGUUUGUUAUCUACAUAGCUUUUGCAACAUCAGUUUCGGCAAACAGCUAAAGCUAACAGAUAAAGUAGAUAAGUAGCUGUUUUCGGAUCACUGCUUUAGCUACAUAUUUUGUUAUCUACAUAGCUUUAACAAACAUAGCUAAAGCUUCCUCAGCUAUGUAGAUAGCAUCAAUACUAGCUUAUGCAGCAACUAAUUGAGCUUAACUUUGGCUAUGUCUGCUAUACCUACGUUAGCUACUUAGUUCUGUUAUCUAGCUUUAGAAAUGUAAGCUUUGGCAAAUUAAGCUAAAGCUAACGUAGUACGGUAGAUAAUGGGACCACUUAUCACCAACAGAUACAAUAAGUCCAUUAUCUACAUAGCUAAGUUAGCUUUAGCAAUGUGACGCAAACCUUGGUAAAGCCUGUUUAACUAUGCAGAUAGUGUAGCUAGGUGACUUAUGUAGCUGCUUCACGAACUUAGCUUUAGCCAUGUUAUCUUUUAGCUACAUGAGCUACAUAGGUAUGUUUUUCACUUAGUAAAGUUUGCUUUGGCUACUUGUUGACACUCCAGUUGCACAUGGCAAUUUAGCGACGUGACAGUUUAUGUCGAUACGUAGCUCUUGUGGCUGCUUCCAGAACUCAGCUUGAGCUGUGGUGGCUGUUAGCUAUGAAUCUACUAUGUAGUUAUGAUAUCAAUGUAGGUAAGUUACUUUUAGUGACAUUUGCUAAAGCUCACACUGCUAAAGCUGAUUAAGCUAUAUAGCUAACUUAACUACAUAGCAAUUGUAGCUAAUGUAGCUAAAGCUAAGUUCACAAAGCUGCCACGCAUCUAAGCUUCCUACAUAACUAGUUUAAUGAAGUAACUGCUUUGUAAGCUCUGUUCUAGCUGUGGUCGCUAUGUUACCUACAUUAGCUUUGUAGCUAAUGGAGCUAACUUUGUUUCGUAGAUACAUUAGUUAUGUAGGUCCGCUAUCAAUGUAGGCUGUGAAGCAAAAAGAUCAAUGUAAGCUAUGUUUGCUGUAUAGGUAUUUCCAUUAAAGAAAAGUUUUUAUCUUGAUUCAGAAAACUUCUAAAAGAGGCAGAGCGCAGAGAGACAUUGAAAUCAACAAUCUGGAGGUUUUCUAAGAAGCUGAGGCAACUAGAAAAGGUGAUUUAAAACAGGAAUAUGAGAAGGCCUAAACUGUGCUAAAACAAGUUCAAAGUUGAAUGUAAAGUUAAUUCAAUAUGUACAACCCCAAUUCCAAAAAUGUUGGAGUGCUGCACCCAAGGCUUUAGCAGCAGGAUUCUUAAGUUUCGAGUUUUGUAAAUCUGAUCAUGGUUUAGUCAUUAUUCAAGAAUGGAUGUCUUCAAAAGCAUCUUAUCAUGUCUUGGUUUUAAUCACAUUGUUUGUGAUCCAAGGGGAUGACGACUUUUUUAAAAGACUGUACUUUAUUUGUUGCUCUGGUAGAAUUAUGUUGUUCACACUAAAUUCUGUCUCUGUUCCAAUGUCUCAGACUCAGGCUGUUAUUUAUGCUCAUGUCUCUUAUCUGGAUGCAAAUGUUGCUUUCUGUUUUCUUGCUCCGACCACAGCCUACUUUGCUUUAUUUUUGUUUUAUCAGAAAAUAUACACUAAUGACCAAGAUGUUCUUCUUUUUUCAGUGUUACAGAGACAGCCUCCACCUCUGAUUCAACCCUUAAAAGAAGACCAUGGGGAAUGAUAACAGCAGCUCUAGAUGCAACAUCAACGAAAGGGCUGAGAGAGAAAUUGCAGAGUUUAAGAAAUAUAUUGAUAAAGGUCCAGAUCUUAAAGUCAACCAGAGCAUUGUAAUGUUCAGCAGUCUGACUUCUACAGAUAGUCUGAAACAACACUAUGAAAAGCGGCGAAUGGAGGCCGGAGACUGUGCUGAAGACUGGAUUAAGAACCUGGCGGAAAAGCUCGCUGCCUUCACGUCAGAGCCUGAACUGGCAGGGCUUGGAGCUCUGGCUGUCGCUGUCCUCAUCGACAUCAUUUCAUUCAGUCCACCUGAGGAGAGCAUCAAAGAGGCUCUGCGGUCCGUGUUUGCUGAGGAGAAGGCGUCUGAGGUCUGGGAUCUGAUCGACGAGUGUCUGAAACGAUACAGGAUGCACAUCAAUCACAAAAAAGAGCUGAGGAGUGACAUCAAGCGCGUCGAAGAACAGCUGAGUGUGGCUCUUACCAAGCUGAAGAACUCCAUAGUGAGGGAUGGACACGUGACCAAUCAAGCCAUGAAAAUCUGGGUGAACGGGGCAGCCUUCCACAUCCAGAUGCUGAUUCACCUGGAGAGACUUGGAGGGACUCAAAACUGCGACCCCAUAAAGAAUCUCAUCACGGAUUAUAAGGAAGACUUGGACGCAGUGUUCAAAAAGCACGAAGAAAUGAUAAAAGGGAAGUGUCGAUGGGAUAGAUAUGAGGAAUCUUCUGGGUUCUCUGAUGCUGUCAUUGGCUAUGAUUUCUAUCUUAUUAACGAAGAGUCUGUUUGCUAUUUGAUUGGGGAGGGAGGUUAUGACAGAUACCUUGAGGCCUACUAUGAUGAGAGGUACGGCAAGCAGAAGAGUGAGAUUAAGAAACAUUUCAGUGAGGUAGAACAAAACCUGCCAGAGCUGAUUUGUCAAAGAGGUGCUCUAGAUGUCAGGAGAUAGAGGGGCAGACAAACCUAGAAAGAAACAGAAAAGCAGAAAUAUUUGAUAGUUUCAACCAAAAUGUGACUUUAGGACAAGCCAGACACCAUGUUUGUUCAACAUCUUAAAUGACCCAGAGACUUCUCAACAUAUGAGCAGUGUUCUGUCUUUGUCUCUACCACUGUUUUCACACAUCGUUAGCCUAAUAGCGUAAUUGCCUAAGUCAUUUUUUGGCCAAACUGUGAUUUCUGCCUAACUUUACUCUCCUAACACUGCUCCAUCAUCCUGUCUUAUUGCCUUUGUCCUCAGCCUAUCAGAACGCUUGUUACAGUCCAAAAUCACAAGCUGCCUAAGUCAUCUCUCAGACUUAGGCAUUUUUGACGCAACAUUCAAAGAUGGCAGAUCGCAUGAGAAAGAGGGCUCUGCUGACCACAAGUGAGGCAUUAUCUCUUCUCUUUGAUUCAUCUGGUAAACUAGUUUAUUUCUUCAACAUUCUAGACAGUAAAUGUACUUUCAGUCAGUCAUUGGGGUUAGGAACUGUGUGUUUAAAUUUUAAUCACAUUUCUGCAACUAGGUAUGAUAAAGUAGUGUAGGAGCUAGCUAUCGCUAGCAAAAUCUUACUAGGAAUAUUUGUGUCAUUUCUGGUCAAAACAAAUCUCUUUACACUUAAAAUAAGACAUAUCACCUAAAAAAAGUAACUUUUUUGGACAUUUUUUACUAGUUUCAAGCAAAUUGUCAGUGAAUAUUUGCUUUUUAUUUUAAGGGUAAAGAGAUUUGUUUUGACUAGAAAUGAGAAAAGUAUUCUUGGUAAGAUUCUGAAUUUUUGCAGUACACCUGUUCAUUUAACAUUUUGUUACUGUGUUAAAACACUCAGCAGAACGUUGUUUUCUUGUGCUUCAGGGUCAGGAAAUGAACUUGAUACCAAUUUAGAGAAGGACUUAGAGAAGGAUUUAGAUGACAGUAGACCUGAGAAAGAAGAAAAAUGACCGGGGCUGUCACUAGGACCACCCUUCAGUGGCUUAGCCCCAAGGGUUGCAGGUAAUGCUUGUCAUAUAGCGCGUACCAAAUUUUUUUCUCCACAACUUAAAAUGCUUAAUUAAUUAAUUAAUUAUUAGUUGUAGAUCAUUUAUCAGAACCAAUGAUCCAGCUCACUGUCUUUUCCUUAGAAGACUGUCCUUUCAGCCUUUAGCAAUGAUCAGUUGCGAUACUUGGGAGAGCAUAUAUGGGAGAGCAUGGGCAGGAAGCAACUGAAAAAAACAUGUUGAAAUGAGGGCAUUAAAGCUUCAGUUUGAACACAAGACAGCACACCUCUAUGACUGAGCUUACUGAAGACACGCGCCACCAGCAGACUUCCUCUCCUCUCUUACGCAUAUUCCUUCGUCGCAUGCACCGAACAAUAAUGAUACACAGAUUAAAAGGAAAUUAAGGUGUCAUGUAGACUUGGCACUAAGCCACAUGUGACUGGAGAGCCAUGGGGAUAUGUUUAGGAAAGUAAAACAACUUUGGUUAUGUUAUGUUUGUAUUUAUAUGUAAGAGAAAAAUUGCCUAAGUCAGUGGCAUAUUCUGCCUAAGUCACUUUUCUUUGUUAUGAAAUCAAUGUUGUAUCUUUUUCUUUUUGAAAACUUGUUCACACAUCUGGUUGAAAUCACAAUUUAAAUAUCAGUUGAAAAUACCAAUGCACUUAGUAAAAAAAAAGUGUUUUUUUCUCGUUUUCCGAAAACGUUCAAAUAUGACUUAUGCAAUUAUGCUAUUAGGCUGACAAAUUCACCACUGGAAAUUUCUAGAAAAUUCCAGGCAGGCUGGCUCUGAAUUUGGACUUGUUGUUCACACAUGUUCUUACAGCCUUUCUGAGAAUGAUGCAGAAGUGGCCACGAUGUUUGUUCUUUGUGCUUAAAUGUAUUUAUGUCAUCUGUAUGUGCUGAUUAAUAUUAAGCUACAACCUUUUAUCAUUAGUAUAACACCUACAAUAUUGUGAGAGGGAUAAACAAUGUGGACAAGAUAAGAAAUGCUGAUGAACAGAAUUUGAAAGUUGUUUAAAAUUUUACAAAAUAAAGCUGUUCAUUACUGUUUAA
Molecule: messenger RNA, 6416 nt
Organism: Cheilinus undulatus (humphead wrasse)
Lineage: Eukaryota; Metazoa; Chordata; Actinopteri; Labriformes; Labridae
Exons: 3
Coding region: 3415-4365 (316 amino acids)
Source: RefSeq, a predicted model, not a curated record